Molecule: messenger RNA, 1057 nt
Organism: Ciona intestinalis (vase tunicate)
Lineage: Eukaryota; Metazoa; Chordata; Ascidiacea; Phlebobranchia; Cionidae
Source: RefSeq, a predicted model, not a curated record
UACAUUAACAGUCAAUUUGUGAUGUUACAGCUUAUAAGGACUGGCCCUGGAAAGAAUUAGCUUAAUUUUUCAAGUUAGAUACUGUAUUAAUCUUUAAUCGUUGCCAUGAGUUCUGAUGAAUUAUACACCAACACAAAUCGACUGGACGGGCCGAGACAAGACUUAUCUGACGCCUACAGUCUGCCAGCAAACUUUCUAGAGAUUGAAGUAUCAGAUCCAGUAACACAUGGUGUUGGGUGGAGAAAUAGAUUCACAGAUUAUGCAAUUAAAGUACAGACCAAUCUCCCUGUGUUUAAACACAAGGAAUCAUCCGUAAGAAGACGUUACAGCGACUUUGAAUGGUUAACAAGUGAACUGGAAAGAGAUAGCAAGAUCGUUGUACCUCCGUUACCUGGCAAAGCACUGAAGAUGCAAUUACCUUUUCGCAAAGAUGAAGGUUUAUAUGAUGAUGCUUUCAUUGAAGAAAGGAGAAAAGGACUUGAAUCAUUUAUUAACAAGGUGGCAGGUCACCCAUUGGCACAAAACGAAAGGUGUCUCCAUAUGUUCCUUCAAGAAAAAGAUUUGGACAAAAAUUAUAUCCCAGGAAAAGUACGCACUCUCUAAUUACCCAACAGUCAUAGAUGUAUCAGUUGCUUAAGGAAUUUAAAGAUAUCUGUUGAGAAGAUCAAACUGGAAUGUAAAAUACUAAAGUGUCACUGAUUUUGUUUAAUUUUCUAUUGAUUUUACCAAUAUUGUAACAGCCAGCCUCUGUACCAUGAUGUUACCCAUACCAAAUUUGAAAAUUGAUUUCAAUCCGAAGCAUACCUUAUUUAGCUAUCAUGUACAGUAUAAACUCAUAUCGUAUAAACUAUUCAUUCAGUUACGAACUCAAAUCUGUAAGAGCAAAAACAGAUUGAUAUGUUUAUUGCAGUGCAUAUAUUGUAUUUUGCAAUGCAGCUGCUGUAACAGGCGUUCUGUUCAGUUUUCAUUUUGUUGUUUAAAUUUUAUUCACCUGUGUGCAACAUAUUGUAUUAUAAAUAUGCCCGUAAUUUUCGUGAUUACACUACGUCAUCUCUUA